Messenger RNA from Sclerotinia trifoliorum, 3327 nucleotides. The record is from the annotation of a GenBank genome assembly. Lineage: Eukaryota; Fungi; Ascomycota; Leotiomycetes; Helotiales; Sclerotiniaceae.
ACUUGUGCGCAGAUUCAAUAGUUUUCAUGCGGUACUUACUCGAAAGUGACAAGAGACUUUUGGCUGCUUAGAUAUCACUGCUUCAUUUUAUUUUACUUCUUAAAGGGGCCAUGUACACCUCCCAGUUGACGAUAUCCCACAUCUUCUCAUUCUUCCUUCGUUCUGAAAACCAAUAACACUCGUUAUUGCGAACUUGGAGUUCUGAAUUUCAUAAUAUUCAUCGGCUUUCUUAAAAAUUCAGGAUGUUGUUAUUGUACCACCUCGUUACCCAUAUUCUUCCCUUGAGCUUGUUCCUGGAUGCAGCUCUUGGCCAUCGGGUUCAUCGCCGAGACUCCGGUGACGCGGUCAGUGCGCCUCAAUCAGAGUCAGUUGCAAUCACCAAUGCUCAGGCUAUUAUGACAUCGACUGUGCCUGCUGCACCUCUCGCUACACUAUCCAUUGGAAAGAUAGCUGUCCUUGCCAAUACUACAGCUCCCACAGCUCCUAAGGCAGAGCUUGUAGCUGUCGGUGCAGUUGAUACUGUCAGCAGUAAAGUUCUUAUCAUUGCACGAGAUACAGUCUCCGCAUACUCUGCUUGGAGUGGACUUAAUGAUCGAGGAAUUCCAUAUGACACCUUGAUUGUCCCUGCAGCUGGUGUAGCACUACCGGCCUUGAACAGUUCAAAAACUCAAGGCAAUUAUGGCCUCAUCGUUGUGAUGUCAGAAGUGAGCUACUCCUACACUGGCGUGGGAUACCAAAGUGCAAUAACAGCCGAUCAAUGGCAAGCACUCUACAAUUACCAAGUCUCCUUUCGAGUCCGGAUGGUGAGACUUGACUCCUAUCCGUCCGCUGCCUUUGGUACACAGGCUUUAGGAGCUUGUUGCAAUGAUGGUGUUGAGCAGCUUGUUCACAUUUCGGAUAGCUCGGCAUUCCCCAAGGCGGGACUCAAAACAGGUGCUACCAUGAGUACCAAGGGAAUUUAUCACUAUCCUACUCAAAUUAUAAACUCCACGUUGGCGAAAGAGUUUUUACAACUUGGGGCUUCCUCAGAUGGCCAAUUCACUACUGCGAGCACAGCAGGCGUCAUUAAUAACAUUGAUGGGAGAGAACAAAUGGUAUUUUACGUUCCAUUCUCCACUGAUUGGGCCGUAACCUCGGUAUGGUUGCAACACGCUUGGAUCGACUGGGGCACAAGAGGCCUUUAUACUGGAUACAGGAGAGCACUGUUGGCCACACAGAUUGAUGAUAUGUUCUUGGAGUCAGAUAUUUAUUCGCCCACUGGAACGACCUACCGCAUUGGCACAGAUGAUUUGGCACAACAUAUUAAGUUUAUGGGCACGAUCAAUUCCAAGUUAAAUGCUGGAAGUAACUGGUUCAUUGAAGUUGGUCACAAUGGCAACGGAAAUAUCGAAAAAUCCGAUGAACUUAACAACGGUGGAAAUGUAAGUGCUCUUUUCGGUUUUGUGACUCGUACUUUCCACUUCCAUCGCUCUCCAAUUUCUUUCUCCUUUCAGCUCCGCCAAAUUAACUUAUGCAAACUAGGUCUGUAGUCCUGGACCUAUUGAGUAUGGCGAACAGAUAGAUACACCAUUGGAAUGGGUCAAACCUCUUGGAACGGGAACCAAUAUCUGGCCUGCUACAGCGGGUCUUUAUCCCAAUUACAGCUCAACGUGCUUGAACAAGGACCCUUUGCUCCAAUGGUGGACUACUCCCUCUAAUCUUAAUGCUUAUGCACACGUAUCCCAUACGUUCACUCACGAGGAUGAAAAUAAUGCGACAUAUUCCGAUGUGUAUAAAGAAAUCACUUGGAACCAAGCCUGGCUCGCUGCGACUGGAAUUGCUAAUGCCGGAAAGUUUGCCUCGAAAGGAAUUAUCCCCCCCGCCAUCACGGGACUUCAUAACGGAGAUGCACUUAGGGCUUGGAGUGAUAGUGGUAUCACACAUGUAGUUGGAGAUAAUACUCGACCGGCUCUUCUAAACCCUGUAAGUUACUUUGUCCAAAUCUUUCAAGGAGCGGCCUUUUCAAAUGUUCCACGGACCUUGCUCCACCCAAGAUCUAUUUGAGUCUUGCUAACAUGGAUCCAGAAUAAUGAACAUUGGCCUCUGUUCACUACUGUUGCAGCUAACGGUUUCGCCGGCAUUCAAAUAACUCCUAGAUGGGCGACUAAUAUUUACUACAACGUAAGUGCGACUUGGUCAUGUCGAGAAUAUAAAUAUCUGACAGCAAUUAGUGUGACACGCCUGCUUGUACCGUCUUGGAAUGGAUCAACACCAGUGCCGGCUCGGGUGACAUUAACACUCUCCUUGAGAUCGAGAAACAGACAAAUGUGAGGCAUUUGCUGGGUCUUCAUCACGAUGCUUACAUGUAAGUGCCCCGGUCCCCACUCAUCCCAUCCAAAUUCGCUAAUUUGAAGCAGGUUUCAUCAAGCCAAUUGUAAGCCUUGGCCCUAAAUCCUUUUUGUUCAUCCUUUCUCUUUCCACGUUUGGCUUGAUGCGGUCCCCAUAGAAAAUCUCUACAGUCGACACUUACUAACGCAUUGGUGUUCUAGUGCGCUACAACGGAGGAGCAACAUACACUAUAAAUGGAGUGACGGCACAACUCUCGCUGUUCAUGGCAUGGGUUGAGACUGUGACGCAAGAAUUUGUUCGAUUGUGAGUUUUACUCCUGCUGUAAUACUAUCAGCACUGACAUGAUGUAGGGUUGACUGGCCUCUUAUCUCCUAUAAACAUGAUGAUGUAAGUCUCAAAGCUGCUCUUUUAUCUAUCUGUCCUAACCAAAGAUUAGCUUGCUACCGUGUUUCUCAACCGCAUGACCCGAGACGCUUGUGGGGCGGGCUUGUCAUAUCAACUCGACACCACUUCCUCAUCAAUCACUGGCUUCACGCUCUUCGCGAACGGUGACACCUGUUCGACGCCACUUCCUGUAACGCUUCCAGGCCCAGUCACCGAUACGAAAGGAGCCACUGUCGAGCAGAUUGGCAAUGACCCUACAACUUUGUGGGUCACUUUGUCGGGCACACCUGUCAGCUUUACUCUAAGCACCCCACUUUCAAUAGUGUAGCUCCAAUCUCACUAGCACAAAGGCAAGUAUAAUUUUGGUCUGAGAAGGGGAGCCGUAAAAGAGCACUCACUUUCGGUACUUUUAUCUUGUGUUAAUAACAUUCUCUUCUUGUCAGUGGAUACGCUCUAUGCUAUCGCAACCUUUGAAUCAAAAGUUUUGUUCUUUCUUACAUACUUGAAUUGGGAUUAUCACCGUUCAGAUAAUGGGACUUUUUAUCUCAGGGAUAAAUUUAAUGGCUAGCUUCAAAGGGCAACUGUCAUAUAUAAAUCACAAUACUUUCUUGGCGU